This is a messenger RNA of Jatropha curcas, 547 nucleotides long. Lineage: Eukaryota; Viridiplantae; Streptophyta; Magnoliopsida; Malpighiales; Euphorbiaceae. The record is from RefSeq and is a predicted model, not a curated record.
UUAUCCACUGGAGCUUCACCUAGUCCACCAAGCAGCGGAUGGAGCCCUGUCUGUUGUUGCAAUCCUCUACGAAGAUGGUCCUGAGGAUCCAUUUACAGCAAAGAUCCAAGAUGGUUUGACAAAGCUUGCUCAGGCGGGAAAUAGUAGUAAAGGUGUACCAAUAGGGCUGUUGGAUAUUGAGCCUUUGAAGGAAAAAGCUUCAGAAUAUUUCACAUAUACAGGUUCUCUUACCACUCCUCCAUGCAGUGAAAAUGUCCUCUGGAAUGUCCUUGCCAAGGUGGCAACAGUAUCCAAAGCGCAGGUAGAAGCACUAAAAGCUCCGCUAGGGGAAGCUUACAAGCAGAAUAGCAGGCCCAUCCAGCCCCUCAAUGAUAGAAAGGUGUCACUAUACAAACAAGUUUAGUGCUUGCAACUUCUUCCCAAUUUUGAAAUUAUACCUGAACCUACAAAUCAUCCUGUACUAAAUCAAUAUGUUAUUUUCUUUUUUUCUUUAACAGAAAUACAAUAAAAAUAUUGAUUUGUGAUAAAAUUAUGUGUCUUGUUUCUA